AUGGGCUCCGAUGCGGCAGCGGCGAACGCAACUGGUCCCGCGGUCUCCAAGGACCUCGGCGGCAAGAAAAAGAAGGUAAGGGGGUGGAUGGAACGCUAAUCAGCGCUUUUUAUUUAUUGGAUUAAUUGUAUUUUUGCUAUUCUGUGCAUGUCUUUUUUGUUUUGGUUUUCGUUGGGGUUCGUCUUGAUGGUGAUGUCUCUUUAUUCUUUAACAUUUGUUCUCCAGGCCAACAGGUCGGCGAAACUAAAGCAGUGCAAACUCGACGCCAGGAGGGAGCAGUGGCUUUCUCAAGGUUUGUGAUUCCUAGUGCGUCUUCCUCCCAGUUUCCCUCUUCUAUUUUUUUUGUCUCCGGUCGUUAUUGUUUUCGUGCUUUCUUUUCCUUGGUUUUCCUCUUUAUUGGUCUAGAUCGAGAGGAAUCUGUAUCGUGGAUGAGUUGGGAACAAAAUUCUUCCUUUCGGUUUAUAGGCUUUUUUUGAGGUUGGAAUUCUAUCACCAAUUUGUUUUUCGUUAAUCCAUACUGUCUUUUAAAUUUAUUUUUUUCACGAAUAAAUUGACGCCGAGGUUCGAUGGUCUUUUCUCAUGUUUUUUUUCCUUUUAUUCUGGCAGUCAAGAACAAGAGUUGCAAGGUGGUGAAUGUGCAUGCGUCCCCUUCUCCUGCAUCUCCUUUGCCCCUGACUUUGCCCCAGCUGGGCAAACAAAAUGCACCUGUUGGGAGGUCUAGAAUGGAAGAGAAUGAUCAAACGAUGAGAUGUAAUGUUAGUGAUCUGGAUUCCAUGGAAAAUAGUUCUACUGCUUGCGCCUCUGGGAAAAACUCCUCACGUAAGGAAUGCUUAUCCAGCAGAAUUGAUGACAAAGAGUAUUCGGGAGCUUCUUGUGACCCUGAGGACGAUGAGGAGGAUGAGGAGGACAUCAUCCAAGGUGAAGGAGUUGGAGAAGGGAGUCUGGAUGAUUGGGAGGCUGUUGCGGAUAUCCUGACUGCCAGUGAUGGGGGCCAAUCUCCUCUGAAGUCUGCAGAUUCUAUUGCUAUUCCUGAGUCAACUGCUUCUCGGGUGUCUCAAAACGGUGAUGGCAUCCUGAGAAAACCAGAGCCUGAAAGGAGAGUCCUUACGGCAUGGAGGUCUGAUGAUGUUUUCCGCCCCCAAAGUCUGCCAAACCUCCGAAAGCAGCACAGCUUUUCAUUGAACACCACUUGGUACCGCAGUCAGAGGACAGUUGGGUGGGCACAUCAUGGAAUCAAUUCUCAGCCAUCGUCUUGUCCCAUCUGUUACGAGGAGCUGGAUCCCACAGAUUCUAGCUUUCUUCCAUGUUGCUGUGGUUUCCGUCUCUGCCUUUUCUGUCACAAGAGGAUUCUUGAGGCUGAUGGUCGCUGCCCUGGUUGCAGGAAGCAGUAUGAUCCUGUUGGCAAUGGAGAUAUGGGUGUGAGUGGUGGUGUACCACUGUUGUCUUUAUCUUUAUCUCGCACUUGUAGCAUGAGUUCAAGAUCUUAG
Molecule: messenger RNA, 1487 nt
Organism: Spirodela intermedia
Lineage: Eukaryota; Viridiplantae; Streptophyta; Magnoliopsida; Alismatales; Araceae
Source: the annotation of a GenBank genome assembly